Messenger RNA from Anolis carolinensis (green anole), 11000 nucleotides. It is a transcript of the gene pex5l, whose product is annotated as peroxisomal biogenesis factor 5 like. The record is from RefSeq and is a predicted model, not a curated record. Gene Ontology annotation, cellular component: peroxisomal membrane; cytosol. The coding region runs from base 1066 to 2919 and encodes 617 amino acids. The transcript has 14 exons. NCBI's taxonomy places the organism in Eukaryota, Metazoa, Chordata, Lepidosauria, Squamata, Anolidae. Gene Ontology annotation, biological process: protein import into peroxisome matrix, docking. Gene Ontology annotation, molecular function: protein binding.
AGCAGGCAGUCUUUUCUGUCUCUAAUGUUCCCUUGGCCAUGCAUGUCCUGGUUUUUCAUCUUUUAUUAUUUAGGAAGGGCCUUUCAUCUGUUUCUGAGCCUGGACAUGAUGAAGCUUGCCUUCACCUCCUCUUCUGCAUCUUUGAGCCCAAGGCAACGGCUGUUAGGAUGACUCUGCUUUUGGGUUAGGCAUGAUGGAGUUGUGUCUUCUUCUUGUUCUCUUCCUCUGAGGCCAGGGCAGAGGCAGUUGGGAUGGACCUAGACAUAAUGGGCUUGUAUCUGUCCCUUCUUCUGUUUCUUCAGGGCCAGGGCACAGGCAAUUGGGAUGAAUGGAGAGCCCUUUAAGACUAGGCAUGAUAGAGCUGUGCCUUCCUUCUUCUUCUCCUCUCUCUCUGAGGCCAGGGCAGAGGCAAAUGGGAUGUAUGGAUGUAUGGAGGACCUUUCAUCUACUAUGAUGCCUUUGUUCUAACAGCAGAUCUCCAAGGAUUGUAGUUUGAAAUUGCUCCAGGGCUUUGACUACCUUAUCAUUCCUAACCCUUGGGAUAUAUGGAUUGGUUAUAUAACAUCUAGUUUGAUGUGGAAAAGAACCUUCUAAUGCUUCCCCUCUUUGUUCAAGUUGAGUUCCUGUGCUUUGAAUACUUGUAAGUCUGCAGAUAAAUCCACUGGGGUCAACUGUUCCCAUCUAAGCACCCUCAAAGCUGCCGUUGCUGAAUUGGGUGGUUGUAAAGCCAGAGAUAUAAAAAGUGGCAGCCCUGCUUGGCUUUUGGGAAGCUGCUUAUUCAUUAUCCUUCCUAAUCAUGCUAAGUAAUGCUGAGGCAUGGCUUACAGAAUGUUUUUAUUCAAACAUUACCUCAGCUGCAAAAAGUCUCAACUAAACAGAAAUGCUUUUUGGCAACAGCAUUAGCUUCUGAGGUAACACUGGACUCAGCUCUUUACUUCUGUUUGCAAAGCAAGUUGGGAUAUUCAGGUGGUCACUACGGGAAAUGUGCUCUCCGAUGAGUCCAAAGCCACGUGAGCUGAAAGGCUUCUACUUUAGGUUACUAAAAGACAACAGUUUUUUUAAAGUAUGGGCCAGAUCUCCAGUUCAGUAUCUCUUGGAACCAGAGUUUUGAAAAAGGGGAAAGGCUCUAGGGCGGCAGAUAAGGCUGUUGCAAUGGUGAUGAAGGAGAUACCGAGGGAGGAGUCUGCCGAGGAAAAGCCCCUCCUUACUAUGAAAUCACAGCUGGUGAAUGAACAACAAGAAAGCAGACCUCUCCUGAGCCCUUCAAUUGAUGACUUUCUUUGUGAAACCAAAUCUGAAGCUAUUGCAAGACCUGUGACGUCAAAUACAGCAGUUUUGUCAGCAGGGUUGGAUCUCUUGGACCUGAGCGAACCUGUCUCUCAAACCCAAAGCAAAUCCAAAAAGCCAGACAAUUCAUCCCGAGGGGACGUCUUAAAGGCCUCGACCCACAGAAAGAAGUCAGACAAUUCAGACCUUAUCAGUGUGGCUGCAGAACAGAAGAUCCAGCCUCUCAAAGCUCCAGAAAAGUCUUCUUUGGAUUUAGUCAAUAUUCAGGCACAGCUAGAGAAAUGGGAUGACGUGAAGUUUCAUGGAGACAGGCUCAGCAAAGGUUUUCCAGCACCUGAGAAAAAAACAUCUUCCAGAGCCUCGUCAAAAGAAUUCUUAUGGUCUGCAGAAAAUAGCACUAAAUCAGAGGCAGCCAGUGUCAAAACUGCAUUGGAAUCUAAUUCAGCCUCAGAAUUAGAAUUAGCACCUGCACCAAAGGUUCGAUCUACCAAAGAGCAACGUUGGGGAGGUGCCCUCCUGUCACGACACCAUUCCAUGGAAGAGGAAUUCGAAAGAGCCAAAGCUGCUGUUGAGUCAGACACAGAAUUUUGGGAUAAAAUGCAAGCGGAAUGGGAAGAAAUGGCCCGCAGAAACUGGAUUUCAGAAAGCCAAGAAGCACAAGGCCAAGCAGCGGUUUCCAUUAAUGAAAAGGGCUAUUAUUUUCAUACAGAAAACCCUUUCAAAGACUGGCCUGGAGCUUUUGAGGAAGGACUCAAAAAGUUGCGAGAAGGGGAUUUGCCCCUCACCAUUUUAUACCUGGAGGCAGCAAUUCUCCAAGAUCCUCAUGAUUCUGAGGCUUGGCAGUUUCUUGGGAUAACGCAAGCAGAAAACGAAAAUGAGCAGGCAGCUAUCGUCGCCCUCCAAAGGUGCUUAGAGCUUCAGCCAAACAACUUGAAAGCGCUGAUGGCCUUGGCUGUAAGCUUCACAAAUACUGGCCAUCAGAAGGAGGCCUAUGAAGCAUUGAGAAGCUGGAUCAAGCAAAAUCCCAAAUAUAAAUACAUAACAAGGAGCAAAAAAGGGUCUCCAGCAUUGACUAGAAGAAUGUCCAAGACAGGCAAUGAAAGUUCAUUGCUCGAGGAGGUGAAAGAAUUGUACCUAGAAGGAGCUCAUCAAAAUGGUGAGAUGAUAGAUCCAGACUUACAAACAGGGCUCGGCGUGCUCUUCCACCUCAAUGGGGAAUUUAACAGGGCAAUAGAUGCUUUCAGUGCUGCUCUCACUGUUCGGCCAGAGGAUUAUUCAUUGUGGAACCGUCUAGGUGCAACCUUAGCAAAUGGGGAUCGAAGUGAGGAAGCCGUUGAAGCCUACACAAGAGCUUUGGAAAUCCAACCGGGCUUCAUCAGGUCCAGGUACAAUUUGGGAAUAAGCUGCAUCAACCUCGGAGCAUACAGAGAGGCAGUGAGCAAUUUCCUGACGGCUCUCAAUUUGCAGCGGAAGAGCCGUAAUCAACAGCAGGUUCCUCAUCCUGCAAUUUCAGGCAAUAUCUGGGCUGCUCUCCGGAUCGCUUUGUCUAUGAUGGACCAACCAGAACUUUUUCAGGCUGCUAAUGUGGGCGACCUGGAUGUUCUAUUAAAGGCAUUCAAGAUUGAGCCCUAAACACACAUGCACAUGCAUGCAAACAAACACACACACACAUCAAGCCCUUUAAAAUUCAGAAACCUUAUUGAGACAAUAAAGGAAAUAUCUUUACAUUCCUGGUUUGAUCAGAGAAAGGCGACUUGGAUGCUUUCCAGCUGAAAGGGAUUCUGCAAGUUUCUAGCAGAUCUCCAGAAAAGAAGUUGAAAAGCACAAAACUUUGUAAAUACCACCUUGCUCAAGUGUUUGCGAUGAACUGUACAAGAGCUACCAUGACACAGAUGGGAAUUGGAUAAAAAAUCCUCUUACCUGAAUAUUCUUUAUAAAACGUAUCAACCUAUAUGAAGAACAUUGUGUUACAUAAGCAGAAAAGCUUUGUAGAGAAGAGCAUUGGGUAACAUUUUCUUGGGAAUCUACUAAUCCAUUGGAUCUGCUGGGCAAGAGUGGUGGCUUGUAGUUCUGUUCUUCCAAGGGCCUGUUUUCCACAAAUAUGACCAUCGGUACUUGCAUGUUAGAGUAGCUGUGUUUACUCCAUCAAUAUAUUUACCAGGUAACCCUUUAGAGCUCAAAAUAAAGUUUUCUGGGUUUUAAAAGAAACCUGAAGUCUAAUCUUGUGAGGCCUGCUAUGGCAAAGAUCUCAUGAAAGUCAGGAAAAAUUCUACACAGAGGAAUUUGCAGGUCAAAUCAUAUAUUUUUGGGCACAUUGAGAAAACAUAUAUUGUACUUUGCACUAGAGGUUGGGAUAGGUAUCAUUAGGGCUGGCCCUAGCUGGGUGCCCUGGACAGGUCUCUCUGGGUGCACCUCUAUCCCUUCCCCCUUCCUAGAACCACAGGUUGUCUUUCAAAAACCCACACCUCAUUAGCUUUGAGGGUUAACUUCUUAUGGAGCUUUAACUUUCAGCCAUCUGUUUUCAGUGAUUAUGGAGGAAUGUUGCAUUGUAAACCAUUACUGGUGACAUAACAGUGUCUGAAGGUAGUUCAGAACAUUACAGAGAUAGAGUAAAAGAAAUGUAUCAUGCAGUUGGUAGAUAACUGCUAUAUGCUUCCUUCUCCUCCAUCAAGUGCUUAAAACAAUGGCAAGGAUCCUGUUGGUGUAUUACAUUGGUGUAAGUGUUAAUAAUAGUGGAGGGGAAAGGCCAUGAAUGCAACAGUCAUGAAGAACCUAAUGUGUUGGCAGAUUUUGUCGACCUGCCUUUGUCAGUGCUCCUCGACUAGAGAAAAAAUACAGUCACUAAUGCAGUGCACCAACAUGAUGCCAGCUUGUGUUGGCUGUAGAUAUAGCACAGACCUUGAAAAAGCUAUUCUUUUAGCAAACAAUUCCUGGAAGAUUCAUAGACCAUUGGUGGCUGGGACCGCCUGGGUAUUGCAAUAUAAAAAAUAACUUUUCCAAGCUUUGGUGAAGUGGCCAGACAGAGGUAACUUGGAUGUCCAGCAGCUGGCUGCAGAGAUGUUUGUUGUGCUUAGUGCACUGUGUUUUGAGCAGAGCUCACAACUUAAGUAGAAUCCAUGAAUGUAUGCACUUUAAUCGAGCUUUUUUUGGUUAGUUUAUAUUCUGGGGUUGGGAGGGAAAUGCAUGACUUUUUUUUACACUUUGACUUUAGGAACAAACUAUAUUGAUUCAGCUAUGCUGGGAUGAAGAUCCAAUAAGGAUUCCUCAAUGCAAAGUUACUACUUAAUAUUGCAAAGAGAAGUAAUCAAUUGCAGUCUCGUUCAGUUAGUUUUAUUAUAGAAGGGUUAAGAGAAGACAAACGUCAGCAAUGAAAGAGCACCUAUCUGUUCCCUUGUAAUUCAGCAAGAAAAUGAGGGACCUGGGUGUUUUUGCAAAAAGAUUAAAUUGAAAAGAAACUAGAUUGAAUGUUAAAAUAUCUAGUCUAGAUUCCAGAAUUCCUCUCUGUUGUAGAUGGUUAUAAGAUCCAACACUAAAAUAGGUUUCAUGGUCAAUGAGAAGUGAAUAGUCCCCAUGUAAUAAGUGGGAAGUCUAUUGAUUUUGGUAGGUCCCUUACCGAAACUUUAAAGUUACUUUUUGGGCUACAACUCCUGAAGUAUCACAGACACUUGCUGUGCUGGUUGAAGUAUUUGUUUAAUCUAAAAAUAUUAAAUUUCCCAGUCUCUGAUCUGAUACCAGAAAAUAAAGAGAACUGAAGCCCUCAAGGAAAUAAAACACCUUGAGAAAAACUCUUUUCAUUCAUAUUGACUUCUAAAGUAAUAGAUGUUAGACUGAAGACAGAAGCUUCAGUGGUUAUUGUGUUUUUCUUCGGGCAAUUGCGUUAUUCUAUAGGGAAUUGUAUGACGAUGGCAACCUUUCAAUAUAAAAGACACAAAUAAUAGUGAGAAUAUCAUUGUAAACAUUGCCAAUAUUUUUAGGUUCUUAAACAUUCAAAAUUGCAAAUAUAAAUAUUCUUUUAAAAAACAGAAAUUAGAACUCAGGCCUAACUAUAGCAGACCAGUGGGAUUUCCCAAUUUUGGCUGGCUCAGGUUCAGUAAUGAAUUCAAUAGGUAGUUUGAACUAACCAACAGAAUUUUAGCUGCUGUUUUCAUUACAAAAAUAGAAAGAAGAGAUUAUCGGUUACAAUUUGUGAAGCCUUGUUCAUGGUGGGUUGCUUUGUCAGUGCUGGUGUUAAUUCUUUUGCAUCAGAACAGGAUACUUGAAUCCACCAUAGUCACACUUUACUGUGAAAUCCUCACAGAGAUAGACUACAGCAUCUUCAUUCUGAGGCAUUGCCUCUUGAAGAGUUGUGAAUUGUUUCUCAAUCUUCUACCCUUUUGGCAUGUACAGUUUUCUUAAAAGUGCAAAGAAAACAACCAGGACAUUAAAAUGUUCCUACAAAUCCCACCAUUAAGACUAUUCAUAUUCCUGUGUCUAAUGUUAAUCUUCAAUAAAUUGGAAUCCUUAGAAAAUAACCCAAAGUACAUGAUGAAAGCAUUUUUAUUGUCUGUGACAGUUUAUAGUGUUGUUUAUCUUUCUGUUACCAUAUUUCUACCAUACAACCCUAAACAUAUCACCCAGUCUCUUCUGGCUUCAGAAGCUAAAUAUGGUCAGGCUUAGUUAGCAUUAAAAUAAAAUACCAGAAAAAAUUCCAGGUAUCUCUAGGAAGGAAUCCAGGGAGUUGUGGCUCAAAAAAAGUAACCUUUCCAAGCUCUGGUGUAGGUUAUGAUAUAUCAGAUGCCAAUAGACCAGCCUACCCUUUGUUGUCCCCAAAACACAGCAUGAGGACAAAUGUACUCUGGGGGAAAAACAAACAGUGCAGAAGUAAGAGGCAGAGCUCUCACACAGAUUGCAAUAAAACCUAGAUGGAAAUGAUCCAAUCCAUCUUACUGCUUUUCUUUGCAAUGAUAUUAUGAUGCUCUCUGCGCCAUUGCUAUUAUGCUAUCACUGCGUGUCUGCUGGAAAUGGCAAUUUAUUUUUAUGGCUUGUGGACAAGCCUCUUUGCUGCCAUUCCUUUGCCCUUUUUUCUGUUGUCCAGAAAGCUGCAACAGUUAAUCCUCCUAACAUUCGAAUGCUCCAGAAUACGUUACCCAAUAAGGGUUACUCAGUAAAGGAUUCUGAAUUGGUUAUCAGAAAAGGAAAUUAAAUGCAGCAAAAUUAAAACCUUGAGAGAAUGUCUUUUCAUUCCUGUUGUAACAUUGCUCCCAGAGUCCAGCAACUUGGAGACAAAUCUAAAGGCUGUAAACAGCCUCAUCCCAUUCUGCAUUUGCAUCCUUUUUGAGUGGCAGUUUUGGACAUUUUGAUACCGAACCUUAUGAGCUGCUAUUAGGCAGUGGGAUUGCAUGCACUGCUUGACACAGGGAUGCCACUCAAACUGGCAUCCCUGUGUCAACUAUUCUUCUGCCUAUCACCCUACCCCUUGAUCAAUAAUAUAUAUGCAUGUCCUUUCCCUUCUUCCACUCACACCAGGCAAUAAUAUGGGAACAGGGUAUGACAAUAAAGAGGUAUGACUGAUUGAAGGGCAGCUGAUAAGCCGAGACGAAAUUCGACACAAGGCUGCAUUAUUGGGCAGCCUCUACAUUUAGUGUCACACAUAUGUCCACUCGGUAUCUGCUGUUUUCCGGUUUUCUGGUAGACCGGUUAUUUCAACAGAGCCAAAUGCCAUCUUUAUCUUUUUAAAAACAACUCAAUUUCCUGAGCUUUAUAGACUUCUUUUAUUUACCCUCCAUUGAAGAUCAUUAUAGCUAGCUGAAACGUGUGUUAUCAGGAGAUGCGCACAGGAAGAGAAAUGUUUAAAUGAGCAAAUAUACCUAUAUAUAUUGUAAUUAUUUCUCCCCCUCCCUGAUAGCUGUGAAAGUUUGUAAAAAAGAAAAAAAGGCAAAAAAGAAAAAAUAUUUUUAAAGAAAUAGCUAGCCUCAGGUAUCAAGUGUAUUGCAUGCAGCCAUAUUUAACAUCUACAGCCCUGCUACUGGUAUAAUGCAUGCUAGCAAAGCAACAAUCUUUUAAAUGCAAAAGCAUGCUGUGCAUGUCUCAACGAUUCAACAUUCAUAAGAACAGAGUCAAUAUGCCAAGCAGCAAUUUGCUUCCGUUAGAUAACUGGGGUUGAAAGGUUGUGUCAAGUGACCUGAGAAGAAAUGAGAGGAGCGAAUUAUGUCACUUGGUUGGCAACAUGAAGCAUUAGGUGGUCUCUUCAGGUAGCAAUUUUUGCAAAACAUUAAAGGUAGCAAACUGCAAGUUAUUGCCACCCUGGGGUCUGAGCAGCAUUUUGCACUUUUCAGGCACCAAUCAGAUCAGGGCCCACUUUGAUCUGUUUUUCCAAACUCACUGUUCCUCUGCAUGGGUCAAUGAUCAAGACGGAGAAAAAGCGUAAAGAGUUUACAAAGCCUGAAAUAAAGAUACCCCUGGAACAAAGGAACCAAAUGUGGGAUAAAGUCACUUCCAGCACACAGGGUAUUUCAUUCAUCCUUGCAUGAGCUGGCAGUAGAUUCGGGUUUACAUCCAAUUGUCAGUCCCAACUAGAGCAGAGUCACUAAAUGAGAUUCACAUGAAUGUCGUGCAAGUGGUUCAGUGGGAACGAACGAUUGGUUUUAGGCUCAGGCUUUAUUUGGUGACUCUGAACUAAUGAACUGGAGCUAUAUGACAUCCCUUGUAGAUGGAGGCAACACUGGUCAAGGAGGAUGUCCGCACCUAGGAACAGACUGUUAUUGGCAACCUUUGAACUGUACUUGUAGUUGGUUCUUUAACAACUGCUUUUUCUGCAGUUAUUUUCAGGUGAACAUAUAUUUGUCUGAAACAUGAAAACAUAAGAAACUCACACACUGUGGGAAUAGAUGGUUUCCACAUCAGUGGGAAGUUGAGCCUAUGUUGGAUUUGAGUCCAGAUAUUAAAGUAGAUGGUGCUGAACUCCACACCAAACCCAGGUUCACCACCUUAGAUAUAGUCUUUAAUAUCCAGACCAAAUCUCAAGAGUGGGUGCACUAUCCCAUUGAUGUGCAAACCAUCAUGAAUCCCAUACCACAUGGCAGAACAUUUUUGUCCCGUGUGUAUAGUCUACAUUCAGUUCAUGAUUGCAUUUCAUAUGCAUAAGCAUAGAUUGGUUGUACAGUCAGUUGCACAAUGUUACAAUUCACUAAUGAGGCAACAUGUUCAACUACUACCUGUGGAUGUAAACUUAGUACUCCAUCUUCUUAGUUUAGGAUUUUUGUCAUUAUCUGCAUCAUGUUUUUUCUUAUUAUGACUAGAUACUGAAUUUUUGGGUAUGGGAUGUAAUGGCAAUGUGGAGGAAUUUUGUAGCUGGAUAUUAGAGGCAGAAUAAAUAUUAUUAAACAAAACUUUGGAAAUGUUAUUUUGAUUACCACUGGGGAAUAUGGGAAGUUCUAGUCUGAAAAGUAACCUUUUCUAAGCUCUGCUAUAAGCUCUGCUAUAGCACAAUUCCCUAUGAAGGCUGCUACUUAUAUUCACUUGCUCACAUUUAAAGCAGGAGUGGACAAAAGAGCUCCCCUAGAUCAGUGGUUCUCAACCUGUGGCUCCCCAGGUGUUUUUGUCUUACAACUUCCAGCAAUCCCAACCAGUUUACCAGCUGUUAGCAUUUCUGGGAGUCGAAGGCCAAAACAUCUGGGGACCCACAGGUGGACAACCACAGCUCUAGAUGAACUGAAGUAGAUCAGAAGGGGCUAGUGGUAUCACAUUACUUGAAUAAUCAACCAAUCCUUGCAAUGCCUCUACUAAUUGCUCAUUUUUUGCCACAGUGUUCCUCACUUGUAAGUUAUGAGCAUUCAUGGGUUUUCAUGGGAAAGGAUCUCUAUUCAGUUUUGGAAUGUUGCUGGAGCAAGUCAAUAUAAAUAUUUGUAGUUUCAUUAACAGGACUUUUUUUGGGGGGGGGGGGGAGUGAAAAUUGUACUUUCCCCUUGAACCUCCAUUUGAUGUUUUUCCAAGUCAUUUCCAACAUAUAGCAACCCUAAGGCAAACCUGUUGCAACUUUUUCUUGGCAAUAUUUGUUCAGGAGUUUGCCUUAGUUUUCCUCUGAAGCUAAGAGAAUGUGAUUUGCCCAAUAUAAUCCAGUGGGUUUCUGUAGUGGAGCAGGGAUUUGAACCCUGGUCUCCAGAAGGAUAAGUUGUGUCCACAUGCACAUGUAGUGCAAUGAAGCAGAGAUUGAAGUUAUGGUACUUUAUCAAUACUUCCUUUGUCUCAUACACAACCUAAUAAAUAUUCUCCACAGUGGGAGGAAAAUGAUGAGUAGGAUUCCAAGAGAUUAAUUCGUUAUAUUGUUUCAUUGCACCACCAAGCAAUCAUUUGCGUAUGGGGAGAGCCCAAAGCAUACUUUUCAAAAUCCAAAGUGAAGACAAUUCAUGUAUUCAACUACAAGUCAUGGAUAGAUGAGGCAACUGAAUGAUGCACAUGCAUGUGUGAAUAUCUCCCUCAUCCUGACUUUGCAAAUACAAAUCUAUGACUUGGUUGCAUUUGAAAGACCUCAGCCUUAAUAAGCUUUCUCUUCCUCUGUUUGCGUAACUUUUCUAUUUGUGUAUCAUGAGUGGACUGAAGAAUGACAUUCUAAGUUAGCAGCUUUUUAAACUAUCUGUACUCAGUUGUAAAUUUAGGGGAAAUGUUUAUAAAUAAAUAUAUAUUUUCUAUAUAAAGUAUAAAAUGCUCUAGAUGAAAUUAAGCAUAUAUAGUUUUGAACAGAAUCUUGUGCUGCCUCUAAUACAUGAUGUCAAAAUGUGAAGCUACAUAUCUAGAACCAAAGUUUGGGGCCUUGUUUUGAGGCCCAAUAAGAGUCCAUAGGAAGAAAAUAUGGAGGUCGUCCCUUAUUUGCAUCAGUGGAGAAAUUCUUUUGAUAGGCACCAAUCCUGCAAAUACUAACAAAUUACCUAGAACAAUUGUUUUAUCUAAAAUUGAGGGUGUGAUAAAACCAAUUGAGAAAUGUACUAACCGGGCCAAAGUAUUUUAAUGUUAUGAAAUCAUGUUUGGGCUGAGUAUCUCUUAUCCAUAAAUCUGAAAUACUGUAUCCAUAAUCCAAAACUGUCCACAUGCUGCCUGGGCUAUUUUAAAAAACCAAAGUGACUAAUUUCAUCAUUAAAAAUAAUAAUAACUGGGGUCAAUUUAACCUGCCCCAAAUGCUUAAAGUUCUGCCCAAGGCUGGAGCUUUGUGAUUCAAACCAGAAGUAAUGAAGACAUAUGUUUUUGCAGGAAUGGUUCCACAAAAUGCAAAAGAAGCAAAUGGGAGCAGAACGAAGUCCUAAAGCUGAAUGUUUUCAAAAUAUUCAAAAUACAUCCAGACUUGAAUAUUCUCCAAGCAAAUAAGGGGUAUAAGAUUAGUCUCCAAACAAUUACAAAAUUUGCCUCUAUAUAUUUAGUGCAUUAUUCGCUGCAAAAAAUAGUUUUAAAAAACACAGUUCUAUAGUUUACUGAAGCUUCCAAGUGAUGUUUUUGUGCUCGGCUCUUUAGCGCAAAUUAUGCUUUUAACUUGGAACUAUAUGGGUAUUUACGUGUUUCAUUUAUAAGGCUGUUAUAUUUGCAGAGCACUACAGUAAAUGUAUUUUUGUACGGUAAUGGAAGCAUGCCUUCCUCUGAUUCCUUUCUCACAUAUCAAAUUGUAUUUAUUUUCCUGUAUUUAUAUAAAAUUGUGCAAUUUUUAAAUAUGUUUUAAAAAUAAACUUUUGUGUGUGGCUUCACGUUGA